This is a messenger RNA of Nerophis lumbriciformis (worm pipefish), 2143 nucleotides long. It is a transcript of the gene gpr183a, whose product is annotated as G protein-coupled receptor 183a. Gene Ontology annotation, biological process: G protein-coupled receptor signaling pathway. The record is from RefSeq and is a predicted model, not a curated record. NCBI's taxonomy places the organism in Eukaryota, Metazoa, Chordata, Actinopteri, Syngnathiformes, Syngnathidae. Gene Ontology annotation, cellular component: membrane. Gene Ontology annotation, molecular function: oxysterol binding; G protein-coupled receptor activity.
UUGUAUUAGUGCAUGUGGGCUCCAGCUCGCACACAUGAAAGAGGAGCUGCCUGGUCGGGUUUGAAGUGCGGUGCCAUGUGCGGUGGACGCCGACGCACACUCCAGACCACGUAAAAUCUGAGAACCGGAACAUCCAAGAUGGACUCUACAGCUUCACCCGUGAUACAUGAAUCUACGCCUGCCAACAACGGCUCCGGCUGCAACACCCUGUACGAGCACAGGAGCUACGCCCGGGUCCUCAUGCCCAUCUUCUACACCGUGAUCUUCUUGGUUGGCCUGCUGGGCAACGCCUUGGCUUUGCACGUCAUCCGUCCCAACCUGAAGAAGAUGAACUCCACCACUCUGUACUCGCUCAACCUGGUGAUUUCUGACAUCCUCUUCACGCUGUCGCUUCCUGUGAGGAUCACCUACUACGCGCUCGGCUUCCACUGGCCCUUUGGCGAGGUCGUGUGCAAGAUCUCAGGCCUCAUCUUCUACAUAAACACUUACGCCGGCGUCAACUUUAUGACCUGCCUGAGCGUCGACCGCUUCAUUGCCGUCGUCCUGCCGCUGCGCUUCGGCCGGCUGCGCAAUGUUCGCAACGUGCGCUACAUUUGCGGCGUGGUCUGGCUGCUGGUCCUGGCGCAGACCCUCCCGCUCAUUGGCAUGCCAAUGACCAACAAAGAACCAGGCGACUUUAUCACCUGCAUGGAAUACCCCAAUUUCGAGAAGGUACCCAGUAUCGCUACCAUCCUCAUUGGCGCCGUCUUCCUGGGUUACAUUCUCCCAAUGAUCACUAUCCUGGUGUGCUACUCCAUCCUGUGCUUCAAACUCCACUCCACGGCCAAGGCCAACCACCUGACGGAAAAAUUAGGCCGAAGCCGCAAGGCCAUCGGCGUCAUCUGCUGUGUGUCCCUUGUCUUCGUGGUCUGCUACAGCCCCUAUCACAUCAACAUCCUGCAGUACAUGGUCCGCAAGCUGGCGCACAACCCGGACUGCGCCGAUCUAACCGCCUUCCAGGUGUCCCUGCACAUCACAGUGAUUCUCAUGAACCUCAACGCCUGCCUGGAUCCGUUUGUCUAUUUCUUUGCCUGCAAAGGCUACAAGACGAAGCUCCUGAAGCUCCUCAAGCUGGAGGUCAGCAUGUCGGUCUCCAGCGCCGUCAGAACGUCGCCCGAAGGCUCCUCCAAGGACGUUAUCGACGGCAACAAGAUCCAACUCAACGGUUGCGCUUCGAGCUCGGCCACCGAGAGGCUGAUGGAGAGGAGAUCGCAGCAGUAUGUGUAAAUGAGAAGACUGAAAAGUUGAAAGGAUCCAGGCAAGACCUUUCAGUGGGACGGUAUGCUCUCAUUGACAAGUGUGUCAAAAUGUUGGGUCAGAAUGUUCCCUGACUGACAACUUCUGUGGUUUAGAUCUCUUGAACUCAAGGUUCAAGGUUCAAGGUUCAACUUUAUUGUCCCCGCGGGGAAAUUUGUCUUGGGCACAGUGCAUCAUUGCUUUCUUAACAUACCCAAAAACAACAGAACUAAAAACACAAGCACAGACACAACCACAACCAAACAACUAACAUUUAAACAUCAGAACAUGGAGCUUGAUAGACAUAGGUGGCACUUUGAUGUAGGCAUAAAAUCUACAGUAUGGAGAUAAAGAUAAAGUACCAAUGUGCAUUGCACUAGAGCUCAUGGAUAAAGUGCUGUGUGCUAAAGUGCUUAGUUCUAAAGUGCUAUGUGCUAAAGUGCUGUGUGCUAAAAAAAAAGUGCUAACCUAUGUAUUAAAAUUCUAUUGCACAUUGUUGGUCAGUUUAAUGGAGGCUGGGACAAAUGAUAAUUUAAGGCGGUUAAAUUUGCAUAGUGGGACCCGGAGUCUUCUCCCUGAUGGCAGGGUUCCAUAUUCAGGAACUCCCUAGUGAAACAAUUAAUUAAGUGUGGAUGAACAUUGUCCAAUACCAGGCUGUGAACCUCUUCUCCUACUACUACUUCACAAUUUGAAUGUUUUGCUUCAACUGUCAGAAGUCACUUGUAAUGAAUCUAUGCUGGUUUGACAUUUACAGGCUGUCAAGCGCCUGCCGAAAACAAGGGGUGAAGCUUCUUUUUUUUUUUAACUAAAAAUUAAUACUGCAAAUAUGAAUAUUACAUGUUAGCAAUAAAUAAAGGCUAUAAACGAA